AUGUUGUCCGCGCCCGCGGGAACGGCACCCUUACAUGGCCCUAACAAGUCUGCUUUUGCUGCCUUAAAAUCAACCCUUUGGCCCGAGCGCACAUUCGCUUCUUUUGUUGACGGCAAAGAGAUCGAGUUUUGCCUUGAUAUCGAAAUGGUUCUGACUCGCCAAAAUGAGGGUAUUGACAACUCAGUAUAUUGCACCCCCACAGCCAUAGGCGCCUCCUCCGCAAAAGGGGGCGGUGUUUUAAUCGAUGCGCGGCUUGCUUUUCUGAUCGGUGAUCCGUGCGCAAUGAGGGGGGCUCCCGGACGUGCAGAUUCGCCAACAGUUUCCUGGACCUGGGGACGUUGUUCAAAGCCCGCGGAAUCCGAGGAAGAGACGAACGGUCUUUUCCACGAGCUUGAUAUUGACUUCACGGCUUUGGUUCGGUACUUGCCGAAUUCCCUCAACAGCUCAACUCCUGGCCAUACUUCCGAACGAGACAACAAUAUCCGUGCGACAACCACAUCGGCGGCUUUUUGA
Molecule: messenger RNA, 513 nt
Organism: Neurospora tetrasperma FGSC 2508
Lineage: Eukaryota; Fungi; Ascomycota; Sordariomycetes; Sordariales; Sordariaceae
Exons: 2
Coding region: 1-513 (170 amino acids)
Source: RefSeq, a predicted model, not a curated record